AGUUGGAGACUCCAGGCAUUAGAAUCCAGGCACCAGGAACUACAGUGAAGACCAGACACUCCCAACUGCAGGAAUGUGCUCCCUUCCCAUGGCAAGAUACUACAUGGUACCUGAGCUUCAAAGCAACUCCUCAGACAGCCAUGAAAACAUCCUCAAUUACCUCAUGAGAAGACACUAUUGUCAUUUCUGGAGCCUCUGAUAAUCCUGAGCCUAGGCAGCUUUGGGAUGAAACAAUUUCUACCCUUAUUGGAACAGUGUCCCUCUCCUGUCUGGAAACAAUUCACCAAAGGCUCCAUGUGGUUGUCCAGUAAGGUGGUAUGGGGACAGAAAUGGACAAUGAUCCCUGAGGGCAGUGAUCCAUUAACCUUGCCCUCCUAUUUCAGAAUCAAGGAUGCACAUCAAAAGGCUUUGUACACACGGAAUGGCCAGCUCCUGCUGGGAGACCCUGAUUCAGACAAUUAUAGUCCAGAGAAGGUCUGUAUCCUUCCUAACCGAGGCCUAGACCGCUCCAAGGUCCCCAUCUUCCUGGGGAUGCAGGGAGGAAGUUGCUGCCUGGCGUGUGUAAAGACAAGAGAGGGACCUCUCCUGCAGCUGGAGGAUGUGAACAUCGAGGACCUAUACAAGGGAGGUGAACAAACCACCCGUUUCACCUUUUUCCAGAGAAGCUUGGGAUCUGCCUUCAGGCUUGAGGCUGCUGCCUGCCCUGGCUGGUUUCUCUGUGGCCCAGCUGAGCCCCAGCAGCCAGUGCAGCUCACCAAAGAGAGUGAACCCUCCACCCAUACUGAAUUCUACUUUGAGAUGAGUCGGUAAAGAGACAUAAGGCUGGGGCCUCGUCUAGUGCCCCCAGUCUGAGAUCUUCUUGCUCAGCAUCUCUGGAAAGCAGAAUAAGGAAGAUACCAAAGAUGUUUGGGUCUUAAUCCCCAGAAUCUGUGACCGUGUUACAUUAAAUGGCAAAGGGAUUUUUUUUUUCCUUCAUGGUCCAUUUGGGCCCAUUGGAAUCAUCUGAGGCCUCAUGAGGAGAAGGAAGAGGUCAGAGGGAGACUGGGGCAAACUUUGGUACUAAAAGUAACAAUGGAGACAGGGACCAUAAGCUGAUGGGUAACAGUGGUUUCUAGAAACCGGAAAUGAUGAGAGCUCUCCUGACACAGGUUCUGGAUUUUUCUGGACUGAAGAAUGGUGAAAUAAUACAGCUCCAUUAUUUUAAGCCACUGAGUUUGAGAUCAUUCAAUGAAGCUGUCAUAAUAAAACCUGUGCUUCACAUACAA
Molecule: messenger RNA, 1265 nt
Organism: Mus musculus (house mouse)
Lineage: Eukaryota; Metazoa; Chordata; Mammalia; Rodentia; Muridae
Gene: Il1f10
Product: interleukin 1 family, member 10
Exons: 5
Coding region: 226-810 (194 amino acids)
Biological process (GO): immune response; inflammatory response
Cellular component (GO): cytoplasm; extracellular region; endoplasmic reticulum-Golgi intermediate compartment
Molecular function (GO): interleukin-1 receptor binding; cytokine activity
Source: RefSeq, marked validated